This is a messenger RNA of Zerene cesonia (dogface butterfly), 1148 nucleotides long. It is a transcript of the gene Rpi, whose product is annotated as ribose-5-phosphate isomerase. Gene Ontology annotation, cellular component: intracellular membrane-bounded organelle. The record is from RefSeq and is a predicted model, not a curated record. Gene Ontology annotation, molecular function: ribose-5-phosphate isomerase activity. Bases 290 to 1084 code for a protein of 264 amino acids. NCBI's taxonomy places the organism in Eukaryota, Metazoa, Arthropoda, Insecta, Lepidoptera, Pieridae. The transcript has a single exon. Gene Ontology annotation, biological process: D-ribose metabolic process; pentose-phosphate shunt, non-oxidative branch.
UCAUGUUUAAUAUUAGAUUAUACACUGUGCGCAUUGUGUAAUAUAUUAGUAGUAGUUGCUUAUACCUACUACAGUACAAAAGAGUAGUAUAAAUUAUAAUACUACGGUUUACGUCUCUGUACUAUUCUCUGACUCUGACUUCUGAGUACCCGUAUUAUAUUACUCUUUGCUUCUGAGUCUCUGGAGCUAACGUUAGGUGGCUACACUGUAGUGUAUAAAACAAGUAGGUACCUAGGUAUAUAUAUAUUUAUAGGUCUAAAAUUAUCACCAUCUAAUAUUAGAUGUACGAAUGUUAUCACGUCUUUUACUAAGAGAAUUACGCCAUUACUUUAUUAAAAGAAGAUACGUAACAAUAAAUCAUAACAAUAAAACAAGAAAAAUGUCGCUUGAACAAGCUAAACAAGUGGCGGCUUAUCGUGCUGUCGAUGAAUUCGUAAAAAGUGACUGUAUUUUUGGCGUAGGAAGUGGUUCCACUGUAGUUUAUGCAGUACAGCGUCUAGCAGAAAGAGUUGAAACAGAAAAUUUAAAAGUAGUUUGCAUUCCAACCUCAUUUCAAGCGAAACAAUUAAUCAUAAAACAUAACCUAACCCUAGGAGAACUCGAAACUAAUUCCGUUAUUGAUGUUACUAUCGAUGGAGCUGAUGAAGUUGAUGCAAAUAUGACAUUGAUAAAAGGAGGAGGGGGCUGUUUACUCCAGGAAAAAAUUGUUGCCUCUUGCUCUAAGAAACUUAUUAUUAUAGCAGAUUAUACAAAAGAUUCUCAGAAAUUAGGAGACAGGUAUAAAAAAGGAAUACCAAUUGAAGUUAUUCCCAUGGCCUAUGUGCCAAUAAAAAACAAAAUUAUUGGAAUGUUUGGUGGUGAAAUAAAAUUACGUAGCGCAAUUGCUAAAGCAGGGCCGGUAGUAACAGACAAUGGUAACUUUUUAUUGGAUUGGAUGUUUACAAACCAAGACAUGGACUGGGAGAAAGUUAGCUCUAUAAUUAAAAUGAUUCCUGGUGUGGUUGAAAUUGGACUGUUUGUUAAUAUGUGUCAAAAAGCAUAUUUUGGACAACCAGAAGGCACAGUUGUUGAACGAACUGUAUAAUGUUCCUAGAAAUAUAAUAUCUAAGUGAAUCUCUUUUUUAUAAUAUAACUUUUAUAUUUGUUAA